Messenger RNA from Anopheles nili, 1877 nucleotides. It is a transcript of the gene eIF3e, whose product is annotated as eukaryotic translation initiation factor 3 subunit E. The record is from RefSeq and is a predicted model, not a curated record. Lineage: Eukaryota; Metazoa; Arthropoda; Insecta; Diptera; Culicidae. Gene Ontology annotation, cellular component: eukaryotic translation initiation factor 3 complex; cytoplasm; nucleus. Gene Ontology annotation, molecular function: translation initiation factor activity. Gene Ontology annotation, biological process: translational initiation. Bases 89 to 1390 code for a protein of 433 amino acids. The transcript is spliced from 3 exons.
UGCAAAUUGUCCACAUGUCGUACUAGCUUGUGGAUAUUCAGUGAAAUUACCUACGAAGAGUAAAUAGUUUCAACAGAAAUCAUCAACAAUGGCUAAAUUCGACCUCACGGCAAAGUAUUGCCAGUACUUGGAUCGCCAUUUGACAUUCCCUUUGCUGGAAUUUUUGCUCCCGAAAAAUGUCUUCGAUCCAACAUCGUUACUGAGAUUUAUCUUAGAAACGGUGAAGAAAACCAAUAUGGUCGAUUACACGAGGGACAUUCGUGAACGGUUGGCAGAGGAAAUAAUGGCUCCAGAAGAGCUGAGUUUACUUCGUGCUAAUGUCCUGGUAACGCUGAAGGAACUGCAGGCCGAUGUUGCCCCGUUGAUGAAAUGUAUGGAGGAGUUGAAAAAUCCGGAUACGUUGAAGGAUUCUAAAUCGGUUAUACAUGCGCUGCAGCAGACGCUGGAUUACGAUAUUAUCCAAAGCGCCCAGAAGCUGGCCAAGUAUCUGUACGAAUGCGGUAACUAUAAUGACUCCUUGUCAUAUCUGUACAUCUGUAUGUUGGUGAUGGAACCAAACGAUAAAAACUAUCUUGGCGUGCUAUGGGGCAAACUAGCUGUCGAGAUUCUCACUCUGAAUUGGCAAACUGCUCUCGAAGAUUUAACGAGGCUUCGUGAUUUCAUCGAGAACUACAAUUUCUCACCAAUUCAAGUGCUGCAGCAGCGCACCUGGUUGAUCCACUGGGGUGUCCUAGUGUUUUUCAACCAUAGCAAAGGACGUGAUCUGAUCAUUGAUAUGUUCCUUUAUAAACCGCAGUAUUUAAAUGCAAUCCAAACGAUGUGUCCCCACAUUUUACGUUAUCUUGCGACGGCUGUCAUCAUCAAUCGUGGACGUCGGAAUGCAUUGAAGGAUGUGAUCAAGGUGAUCCAGCAGGAGUCGUACACUUACCGAGAUCCAAUCACGGAGUUUCUUGAGCAUCUGUAUGUGAACUUUGAUUUCGAAGGAGCACGGAAGAAACUGCACGAGUGCCAGACGGUGAUCAUGAACGACUUCUUCAUCAUCGGAUGCCUGGAUGAGUUUAUAGAAAACGCCCGUUUGAUGAUCUUUGAAACAUUCUGUAGAAUUCAUCAGUGCAUCACGAUCGGAAUGCUGGCCGAUAGAUUGAACAUGAAACCAGACGAGGCAGAAUGCUGGAUUGUAAAUUUGAUACGUAACGCUCGGCUGGACGCGAAGAUUGAUUCUAAAUUGGGUCACGUUGUAAUGGGUACGCAGCCGCUCUCGCCAUACCAGCAGUUGGUAGAAAAAAUUGACUCCCUCUCUGUACGCUCCGAAGCAUUGACCCUCUUGGUCGAACGAAAGCACAAAGCUAAAACUCAAGAAGCUGGCGAAGGCCAUUGGAAAUAUUAUUAAGUGGGAAAUAACACCACAAGCUGUCAUUUUUCUUCCUCGAAUUGUUGAAGGUAGAAAACUUAGAAGGAUUUUUGGGUGAAAGGUAGAACGAGCAGAUUGAAUACGUUCAUAUUCAGUGUGCUGAAGAAAGAUUUGGUGAGGUGGAAACCGCUGAAGACCGCUUAGGAGGCAAAACCCGCCAAUAUCUCUGGUGGUUAGUCAACGGAAGCAAGCACUGCGAAUUUAAACUAUCAAAUCAGUCAUCUACAUAGAUGGUGAAUAACAUGCGGAUAUAUUGGAAUAAAGCCCAUACGUCGCAAAGAGAUCGUUGUUAAAUUCUGAAAUCUUGGACGAAAAGAACAAAACAAAAUUAAUUUAAUUAUUAUUUCUAUGAUAGAGUACAUGCAUCGAUAGAGGCAAUAAGAAUUAAUUUCUGUUCGUUCAUAUUUUAAUCAGAUUCCAUUCCUAUUUGUAUGCUACAUGCUGUCAUUCAUGAUCCUAAAAAUAA